GUUUGGUGAAAGCCGGUGUGUUAUGCGUGCUGAAUAGUGAAUAGUAAGCCUGUACUUAAGCCGACUUGGAUGGUUACUGGAGCGUUAUGUGAUACUCACUUUAAGCAAGUCUGCCUCAUUUAUCGGUAGAGACUGCACAAAGUCACGACUUUCGUUGAAUUGUAGUAUAAACGUAUCCCGUGCGACUGUGUAGUUUCAGAAAAGCAGCGAACAUGCUGGUUAGCGCGGCUGCGCUGCUAGUCAUGUACUCGCUGCUAUUAUGCCCAUCAAGGGCACAGGAUGAUACUUUGGAGUUAUGGAUAGAGGGACACGAAAUGCGAAAGAUUUCAGGCGCAACAACGGAUCUUCAACUGGUGACUAAAGGCAGAUCUAGACACUUUCUUACCAGUGAAUCACAGCUGACUUUACCGGAACACAAGGAUUCCCUUCGGUUUAAAUGGCAGGCUCCUCCAGGGUAUAAAUAUUCCAUCGAUCAGCUGAUGACCUCUGGCGACAGCGGGCUAUCAUCGCCAUACCUCAGUAUACCACACGCCGGAGAAGUUCCUCACGUUGAAUCGGAAUUUCAGCUGUGGCUCCCCUGUGAAGAUAGUGAUGGUGACAUGAAGUCAGUCUACAUGAGCCUCAUCUUUACCAACCCUGACGUCAGUCAUCGUCACUUCAAACCCGUUACCAUGCUCAUCAAUAAACGCUGCAAUCUCGGCACGGCUAUACCAUGCAGACAUACUUGCGAAAAUGGAGGAUCUUGUGGGAAGUACGGUGUAUGUGAGUGCAGCGAAGGGUAUUAUGGACCAGCGUGUAAACAAGUUCUCUGUGUGCCUCAUUGUUAUAAUAGUGGAACUUGUAUCAAACCAGGGGUCUGCGCAUGCGCUGAAGGAUUCAGCGGGAAAAUAUGUGAGAAAGCUUCUUGUAAGAAAAACUGUAGCAACCAUGGUCGCUGUAUAGGACCAGACAAAUGCGUAUGCCAUAAACAGUGGACAGGAAAAUAUUGCCAAAAACGAUUAACAAGUGAGGUUUAUGCAAAGUUCUACAAAAUGACUCGAGCAAAAAGAAAAUCUACGAAAACAGCGAAGACAGCCGUUGAAAAUAAAUGAAUUAUGAUUUUGGAAACUAUGACUGUAGGCCUACCAUCAGACAAUUGUAGUGUCUGUCGCGUGAUGUAACUAUGGAAACAACUAACCGGUUCUCGAGAGACUAAACAUUUGGAUUGAAUUUUGUUAUAAUCCUAUCACGGACUCUUAGAUUUAGUAACCAACGACGUCAUCUUUCAGAAUAUUUUUGUUUAAACUGGUGUCUGAAUAUAAUAUUUUAAAAUAAAUAAGUUUAAAGCAUUUCUACGUAAGACGGGCAUAGUAUUGCGCCAAUAGACGAUCUGUGAGCCGGUCGCCGUCUGCUGACUUCCAGACUGAGCGAAGCGUCAUUAAAAAAAAAAUCGAUCCGUUGCGCACGAAUCGUCGCGUUGCGUUCUCUAUGUGAUUGCGUCGGAUGACGACCGUCGGCGCAAUAUGCGCAUCUUUGAAGCAUUGAGGACAUGAGCAUGCCUACACAGAUAAGCAGCAUCUAGAGUAUGAAUUGGCAAUGCAAUUUUAAAUUUAGUUUGUUUCACAUGAGCAUGCUACAGACGCAAACGCGACGCACGUUUGUUACGCGUUAAAUAUCAAGUGGUUCGUACUGGAUGCGUUCCGUUUCACGCGUUUAUGUCAAAAACAUGUCCAUGUGGAACCAGCUUUAAAACAUAAUGUAUGGAGCAGUUUGUAAUAAAUGCGUUAUGAUACACACUGGUACGGUACCAUGACGCAUUUCGGCAGAGGAGAGAUACUGUAUGUUUUAGCAGGCCUACAGAUACUAUCAUAAUAAUUCGUGUUGUAACCGUACUAUUUUUUUAAUGUAUUUGUUUAUAUUGUAUUAGAUGAUUAAUAAAAUAAUUGUAUUUGAUGAAUACUGAAUGACAGAGAACUCUUUUAAAAUUAAUAUUUCUGCAUAAUAACUUAGUUGUUCUUCACUUUAACAGAACUUUGUGUAUGGUGAGUUUAUUCAUAAUUCAAAAGAUCGUCAUUCGAAAAAAAAAACACCAGUACUAAUAGAGUAACUGAGAAAAUAUAAUUGUUGAAAUAAGAAAACUAUUUAUUCAUUUCUAAACUGUUAUUGUCUACAGUGAAUGCAUUAUACUAGCCUAAUCUUUGUCGAUUAAAUCACGAUGUGAACUUUUCGUGGAUAUGUGUUAGGCCAGAAGUGUUGAGAAAUGGACGCACGGAGGUGUGCGCGGGUCAUAAUCACUACACCGGGCGCAUUGAAUCAAGGGUUUGAAAUCCACGACAAUGUUGUAUAUACGUGUGUAUCUAUAUGUAUGUAUUAGCUGGUAAAGGAUACUUUGUUGUCAAAAGUGUCUGAGCAAAAUGAUCUUUUAUUUUGGUCGGAGGUGUAUGUCAGCAUGAAUGAACAGUUAUUCACUGGGCCUACCCGGUAAACUGGUUAAUUCCAAUUAUAAGUAAAAUUAGCAGUUAAAUCAUUUUCUAGUUUUUCUUUUCUUAUUUCUGAAAUAAAAUAGAAUUGAUUGAUAGCUAACUCGCAAUUACGAAGGUAAAAUCUAACCAGUUUUAUACGAAGAGGUCUAGUAUAUAUACGGUACUUUUUUGUGUACGUGUAGAUCUCUUGACAGGAAGGUCUGAGUGCUAUGAUAGUUUUUCAUCUCAAAAUGUUUAGAUAUCUAUUGAUCUAGCCUUACGAAUUUAUAACAUUAUUUUUAUCAAAUUGAAUCCUAUCACAGUGUGUGGUUUAUCAAGAAGAUAUCGUUUGAAACCAUUAAAAUGUUUGAAAAUUA
Anneissia japonica is the source of this 2818-nucleotide messenger RNA. Its product is annotated as wnt inhibitory factor 1-like. Gene Ontology annotation, cellular component: cell surface; extracellular region. Gene Ontology annotation, biological process: anatomical structure development. Bases 213 to 1091 code for a protein of 292 amino acids. Lineage: Eukaryota; Metazoa; Echinodermata; Crinoidea; Comatulida; Comatulidae. The transcript is spliced from 8 exons. The record is from RefSeq and is a predicted model, not a curated record. Gene Ontology annotation, molecular function: signaling receptor binding.